Molecule: messenger RNA, 1677 nt
Organism: Annulohypoxylon truncatum
Lineage: Eukaryota; Fungi; Ascomycota; Sordariomycetes; Xylariales; Hypoxylaceae
Product: Clavaminate synthase-like protein
Exons: 2
Coding region: 179-1300 (373 amino acids)
Molecular function (GO): oxidoreductase activity
Source: RefSeq, a predicted model, not a curated record
GAUGCAAACGUUCGGAGAGCGCCUUGCGUCAUACUGUUCCUUAUCUCAAGUAUCGUUAUAUAAAAGGGGUCGAUUCGCCAUCGCUUUUAUCAAGUUGUGAGCCUCAACUCUACGAAUCAAGUCCGAAUACUUUAACUUAAACAAUAACAACGCCAAUCAACACAACAGCAAGAAUACAAUGUCGCAGAUCACUGUAGAACCCCUCACAUUCCCAGAGACAUCUGGCGUAAACUUCGGAGCCAUUGUCCGCAAUGCAGAUGUCGAGCAUCUCACUGAUGCCGACUUCGAUGUUAUCCGUGAUGCCCUUUUCAACCACCAAAUCCUGGUAUUCAAGGAUCAGGCUGGCACAUCGCCGAAGGCUCAAUUUGAGCUAACGCGACGGUUCGACCCUGCCGGAACUUCGUAUGGUCAUGGCAAGACGAUCGAUGCUAAACGCAGUAUCCUACACCCCGAUCUCAAAACCAUACCACAUCAGCCGCAAGUGCAAGUUAUCGGUAAUGGUUUUGUGCCUGAGUAUGAAGGCUUGAAGAAUGCCCAGCUCAAGCACCCGCACCACAAGACCUUCCACGUGACUACUAUUCCUGCCGAGGAAGAUCUCGACUUCACCCGCUUCUACCGCUGGCAUAUUGAUGCUGCGUUAUACGGCCUUGCUCCUCCAAUAGUGACUACACUUCUUGCGGUUAAAGUGCCGGAUGGUCGCCGUCAGAUUUGUCGUUAUGACGACGGAACCGGUGACGAGUUGGAUGUUCCCUUGGGCACUACGGCGUUUGUAUCGGGUUACUCGAUGUACGACCUCCUCUCCGACGCUGACAAAGAAUUUGCGCGCACCACCAAGGUUGAAUACGCGCCUCAUCCGUACAUCUGGAUCAGCAACGCCAAGUCUCGUCCCACCGGGCUAGGUAUGGUCUCCCAGGGGCUGGAAGUUCCCCUGAACGACCUUCCUCCUAUCGAGGAGGACAAGAUCCAGAUCUUGCCCCUGUGCUGGCGUAACCCGGUCACGGGAAAGCUUGCCCUCCAGGUGCAUCCAUCGCCGGCCCGCAAACUGCAUCUUGCGGAUGGGACCGUCACCGACGACCUAGAAAAGGUCCGCGAGACCAUAUAUCGCCUGCAGCGUCCGGGUAUUGCACCGAAGAUGGUGUAUGCGCACGACUGGAAAGAGGGUGAUCUUGUGCUUUUCCAUAACCGCGGGUUACUUCACUCUGUGGUUGGCGCGUUUGCUGAAGAUGAGGUUCGACUGUUCAGGCAAUGCAACAUCGCGGCAAGCCAUUUCCCUGAAGGACCUACUGCGGUGACUGCCUAGAUACUUUCAAGUUAUUCAUGUUUUAUCUCAUUUUCCAAUAGAGUACAGAUUUCCUUUUAAUCCUGGUCCCGGAACCUAAAAUGAUGUGCCCUGGUGACCGUUUAUUCAUGAUUUAUAAUGAGCUUUUACGUAUAUCAACCAGAUUCCAGUAUUUUAUACAUCAGCUAUACUCAAAGCAGACAUGGUUGAUUUCGUACGAAGGUUAAAAGGAUCAAUAUAUCUAUAAUCCCCCAAGCCACUGCAGCAGCACGUAAAAGUGUUUCCAGUUGAUGAUCAACACGUAGGAUGCUAAUAUCUUAAGGAAUAUAGCGGGCCAUUCUCGUUAAUCAACCAAUAGCCGACUCCGAUUCUCGGCCCACACGAUUAUUCAGUUUGUG